CGCACCCCCAGGGAAUGUGUCACUAGCAACUGCACCCCCUUCCCAGGAUCCAGACCUGGGUCAGGCAUCCUACUCAAAUCAACCUGCCUACCCCCAACAACCUGCAACAGUUCAGCCGCCCUUUCCACAGCAAUCCCCACCUCCAGGACAACCCCUGCCUACUCUCAACCACCCCCAGGGCAACCACCUGCCUACUCGCAACCACCCACAGGACCACAAUCUUACACACAGCCACCACCGGGACAACCGCAGUAUCCCCAACCAUCCCCGGGACAACCUCUGUAUCCCCAGCCACCCUACCCACAAUCUGUCCCGGGCCAGGCAGCUCCACAAGGGACACAAGGUUUUCUUCCUACGGACCCACAAUCAAAAACCUACCCCCCGGGACCGCCCCAAGGAUAUGCCUAUGGCAGCCACCCACCACCCGCUACAGGAGGGUACCCUGUCGGACCACCGGCAAAUACAACUGUGAUCAUCAAUCAGCCUGGGGGUGCUGUGCUCGGCAACACCGUCCGGUACAGGAGAACUCCCGCCCUCAUCAUCUGCCAGCACUGCAACGCCACGGUCACCACCACCGUCGAUGACGAGACCAGUACACUGCAGUGGAUUGUGUGUUUCUUCAUGUGUUUAUUUGGGUGCUUCUUGCUCUGCUGCCUAAUACCAUUCUGUAUUUCCGACUUGAAGGACGCAAGGCACUCUUGUCCCAACUGCAAGCAAGUUGUUGGAAAGUUUUCACAAGUGGGAUGAAAUAGUCAGACACAGUAUUUGAGAAAUCGACCAUGACUGCUGGUUUGCCAAGCAAGACGAAACAUAUUUGUUGGUCUAUACGAUGAUGUUGACCAGUCUGUAAAGAACAAUGUCAUGUAUUCUGGCCUGAGUCUUUUUCUAUCUUGAACCUGUUUAAAGGCAGAUGGGUUCUUCAUCUGUAAAUAUAUAUAUACUUUUUGCUAGUAGUUUGUAUAUAUUUUCAUGAAGUAGUGCGUGUUUGAGAGAAUGUAAAAACAUUUUCACCGAAAAAUUGUCCAAAAUUUCCUUUCUUUUCAUUCGCUUCUGUUGCUUUUUAUAUAUACAUGUUUACCUGGCCCACGGACUAAUACUUUGUACCUGAAGUUACAUGAAAUUGUUUAAGUUAGAACAUGUCAAAGAUAUAACCGGGGAUCCUCACUGCCCUUGUUUCAUUGGGAUGCGCCUCCAACAGUUGGAGAUAGUCAUUGAACCACACUAAUUGGCUGCAAGACCCAACAUGGCCUUAAUAGGUCAAAAUCGAACUCUCUUGGCGCAUAUCAUCAGUGCAACAUGUUGAUUAAAUGUACAUGUAUCUCUGAAAACAAACAAUACAUUCCAGUAAACAUUGCAUAUUUACGUUUGGAAAAUAAAGUUGUUUUCAAACAAAACAUACAUUGAUAGCUAUCAUGACAAAAACGAAAUUUGUUUAGUUUUUUGAUUUUGGAUCUAUCCACGACAAAAUGAUUGUGUUUACGUGAUCAAUGUAUUUCUCAAAUGUGUCAAAAUAGAUUCCCUUUUCAAAUUGUUAUUAGAUGACAGCAAUGCCACCCUAACGUUUUAGUAAAAUAUCAACUGUAAAGGUUUGGCAAGAAUUGAUCUUCAACAACCCAUGAUUGGUGUAAGAGGGGGAUGUUCUCUUUUUGCCUGCACGUAUUGUUUAGGGAUUAGAAUUACUGGACCGUACUGAUCCUUACAACAAUGGGCUAUAGUCUGUAGCAGAAAUGCAAGUAUGCCAGCACUUGCUGGUAAACAGUAAAGUUUAUCACAUUUUGUUUAUUGCAUAUAGCACCCGCAAUUAUACGGAUACGAGUCAUUUGAAAAUAUGGUGACAUUUUUAAUUUUACUAAUAUUGCAUGUAACAUAAUAUGCAUGCACAAUACUGCAUAUAUACAAAUAUACGAAAAUGAAUUAUCUGACAAAUAUGAUGAAAUUGUAAAUCAGCCAAUACACAAAAUAAGCGUUGAAUGUCACACCAGGAAAAUAUUUAUGUGCACUGUGCAUUAUACAUAAAUACUUACAAUUGUAUAAUUUGUUUCACAUGACAUAAUGAUCACAUUCACAAUCCCCCCGGAUGAGAAACGGCAUCACCAUAAACAAGUGGUGAGAUGGUACCAGUUAAAGAGUAUAUGUUUCUAAAGGUCAAUUCUUUCUUCAAGGUGCCGGUAGUGAACUCCACUUACUUGAACAGACUAUAAUUGUGCAGGCACUGGACUGCAAUCGUAAUCCGCUUAUAGCCAAGCGAAAAGAGAAUACACCGUAAGAGGAGACUAACGAUAUUGGGUAUUCAAGUUCGCUGACUUGAACCCGGGAAUCAGGGUUAGAAAUGAUCUUUAGGAACAUAUGUUUUUCGUAAGAAGCGAAUAACGGGAUCGGGUGGUCAGGCUCUCUGACUUGGUUAACACAUGUCAUCGUAUCCCAACUGCGUAGAUCGAUGCUGAUGUUGUUGAUCACUGUAUUAUCUGGUCCAUACUCGAUAAUUUACAGACCGCCGCCAUACAGCUGGAAAAUUGCUGAACCUUUAAACAACAAACCAACGAAACAAAACAUCGCUGGAUUGGUUAUACAUGUCAUCGUAUCCUAAAUUUCAUAGAUCGAUGCUCAAGGAGUAGUUCUCUAUGGCUUCUCUUGGCCAGGCUCGAGUAUUCUACCGACAUCCGUUUUAUCGCUGGAAUACCGCUGUGUACAGCUUUCAAUGAAUGGAUGUUACCACAGCGGUAUUGGUCCUGUGCUGCACUGCGAGAUCGCACACCGUAAUUUAUUAGGAAAACAAGGUUAAAAGAUAAUCAGAUAUGUCAGUGGAUCAAUGGAUUCCCGUUACACGUGAAAAUAUGAACACGCAAUAGAAAGUGUAAAGCAAUUGUUUUAAUACUGUUUAACAGUUAUUUCACUUGAAAAGUGCUCGUUGUGUGCCUGCUCUGUCUAUGUACAUGCCAUGCAGAUAUUAAUGAGUUUGUAACUAUGCAUAAAAACUUUGUCAUGUAUUGCGUCGCUUGUAAAUUUCAUAUGCAAUAAAUAAUAACGAUUAUUCA
Messenger RNA from Haliotis rubra (blacklip abalone), 3035 nucleotides. RefSeq names its product lipopolysaccharide-induced tumor necrosis factor-alpha factor homolog. Gene Ontology annotation, molecular function: zinc ion binding. The record is from RefSeq and is a predicted model, not a curated record. The transcript has 3 exons. Lineage: Eukaryota; Metazoa; Mollusca; Gastropoda; Lepetellida; Haliotidae. The annotation marks the transcript as partial.